GUUCUCGAAAUCUAACAAUCUCGCACACUUCACAAUAUAAUUCAGCUUUUGAGAGUCAAAAUAAGAAAUGGGCCGUCAUCGAGGCAAAGGCCGGCGCCAAGGCGGUCGCAAUGGAGGCGGCGGAGGAGCAGGCGGUGGCUCACGAGACAACCAACCCGGCGGUUGGCCCGAAAUCGAGCGGUCGAACAAAGACUACGAACAGUACUACAAUGAGGAGGUCAAUAUUUUGCCUGAAAGCGAGCGCGACGCAUUCUGGAAGAGCUUACGAACUACUCUCCCCAAUUCGUUCCGUUUCACAGGUUCCAAAGGACACGCCCUCACUGUUCAGAAAGUUCUCGUCGACCGCUAUAUCCCGCAGAUUUCUGCGGUUGAAUUUGAAGGCGAGGGCGUGGAGCCCCCAACACAGAUACCAUGGUAUCCAAACCAAUUGGCGUGGCAUAUGACUACGGGAAAGCAAGUGAUUCGCAAGUCGCCUCCUUUUGCAUUCUUCCAGAAAUUCCUCGUGUCCGAGACCAGCGUGGGCAAUAUCAGCAGACAAGAGGUUGUUAGCAUGAUUCCACCUCUAGUGAUGGACAUUGGGCCAGGCAUGACUGUGUUGGAUCUUUGCGCCGCACCAGGCAGCAAGUCUGCUCAGCUCGCGGAAAUGAUUCAUGCAGGAGAAGAAGCAAGAGUGAGGAAGGUCUUCAAGAAGAUCGCCAAGGAGGAGGGACGCGAAGUAAGCCCGGACGGGGAGGAGCUCAAGAUCGAUCAAGAGGAGGUUGAGCUAGAGGAUGACAUGUCAGACGAUGGCAGGUCUACUGGUCUACUUAUAGCGAACGAGAUCGACUGGCGUCGGGCUCAAAUGCUGGUACAUCAAAUAAAACGUCUCAACUCCCCGAACUUUAUAGUCACGAACCACGACGCGCGCAUGUUUCCCUCCAUUAUCACGAAAGCUGAACCAGGCAAGCCGAGAGAGUAUCUCAAAUUCGAUCGCAUUCUAGCAGAUGUACCAUGCACGGGCGAUGGCACGACACGCAAGAACGUCUCUGUCUGGAAAGAUUGGACUAGACAAAACGCCCUUGGGCUCUACGCCACACAGGUUCAGAUAUUGGUGCGAGCACUGCAAAUGCUGAAGGUUGGCGGUAGGGUUGUAUACUCAACGUGUAGUAUGAACCCCAUUGAGAAUGAGGCAGUUGUUGCUAGUGCCAUCGACAAAUGCGGAGGAAGCGCAGCCGUUACGGUGGUCAACUGUGAAGACCGUAUGGCCGGGCUGAAGCGUAGACCAGGACUUUCGAACUGGCCGGUGGUGGAUCGCUUAGGCCGUAAAUUCAAGACAUGGAACGAGGCUGAGGAGUUCAAGAAAGAGAACAACGACGAGGCCAUGGGACGACUCUCUGAAGGCAUGUUUGCACCAGAUGCCUCUGAGGAGAUUCAACUACAAAAUUGUAUGAGGGUGUACCCACACUUGCAAGACAGCGGGGGGUUCUUCAUCACCGUGCUUGAGAAGACAGCUGAGAUCCGGAAGUUGCGCGAUCCGCCCUCGAAACGUGUAAAAGGAACGAAUGGAACUGCCAUGGAAGAAAGUGUGACAAAGGGCACAGUAGUCGAUGCAGAGCCCUCGAUUCCAACAUCGCCAGAAAUUGCAGCAACAGAGGCGGAAAAUGGAACCAAUGGAGGUGUUUCACUGCCAAAGGACCUGCCCGAACCUGCGAUUGAACCACCGAACGAAAACAGUGUAACUUCGCCGAAACGAUCGCUCGAGGACGACGAAAAUGAACAGUCAGCUAAACGCUUAAAACAAGAUAAAGCUACCACCACGACAACACCAGCAGCCACCACCACCAAACCUCCUGCACAAAAGCAAAACAUAAGCCAACAAAAGAAACGUGCUGCACCCAAAGAAGAGCCUUUCAAAUACCUCUCUCCCGAUCAUCCCGUUCUAGCAGAUAUCUCGAAGUUCUACGGCCUCUCCUCUCGAUUCCCGCGCGACCGCUUCAUGGUGCGCAACGAGAAUGGCGACCCUGUAAAAGCGAUUUACUACACUUCCGCUUUGACCCGCCAGAUAUUGAUGCUCAACGAAGGUUCCGGCAUGAAAUUUGUGCAUAGCGGAGUUAAGAUGUUCGUCAAGCAAGACGCCCCCUCGCCGGAAGUGUGCAAGUGGCGUAUCCAGUCCGAAGGCCUGCCAAUACUCGACUCCUGGGUCGGCGAGGAUCGCAUUGUCCGCCUGUAUACGCGGAAGCCGCUGCAUCGACUGCUACGCGAGACAUUCGUCAAGGUGAAUCAGGACAACGAGGAGCUGGGCGAGAUAGCUGAGCGAUUGCGAGACAUUCCAAUGGGCUGUGCGGUUCUCAGGGUUGAGGUUAGUGGUGAUCCAGAGAAUGGGUUUGCAGACCGCAUGGUCAUGCCAUUGUGGCGCAGCGUGUUUAGCCUGCAACUCAUGCUACCGAAGGAGGAUCGCAAGGCUAUGCUACUCAGGCUGUUCAACGAUGAUUCGCCAUUGAUUGACCACAACAAGGAGAAGGGGAUCAACAAGAGCAAGAAGCAGCUGGCCGAGGAAGCCGCAGCAGCAGCCGCUCAGGAGGAAGAGAUGAAGGAAGAGGAGGAAGAGGUCGAAGAGGCUGAAGAAGCUGAAGAGCUUGUGCAGGAAGAAGAACUCGGAGAGGCGAACAAGGCAGCAACAGAGGAUGUUGAGAUGGCACAAGCUUCAUAGCAUGGUGGGUGGUGACGGUAUUCCACUGACAUUUCUGCAUUUAUGGCGUUCGGAAAUCGGUACGAAAAAAAAUGGACAAGUGUGAUUUGGGAAACGCAAUACUACUGUGUAACUAGAUCUUGUUGUUGAAAAGCUACAAUUCAUUGUGACAUAUAUAUACCACUAUCAACACCAUGCUGGC
Molecule: messenger RNA, 2870 nt
Organism: Pseudovirgaria hyperparasitica
Lineage: Eukaryota; Fungi; Ascomycota; Dothideomycetes; Acrospermales; Acrospermaceae
Product: S-adenosyl-L-methionine-dependent methyltransferase
Exons: 3
Coding region: 68-2689 (873 amino acids)
Biological process (GO): tRNA methylation
Cellular component (GO): nucleus; cytoplasm
Molecular function (GO): tRNA binding; tRNA (cytidine-N5)-methyltransferase activity
Source: RefSeq, a predicted model, not a curated record